Molecule: messenger RNA, 4659 nt
Organism: Aspergillus ibericus CBS 121593
Lineage: Eukaryota; Fungi; Ascomycota; Eurotiomycetes; Eurotiales; Aspergillaceae
Product: mismatch repair ATPase MSH2
Exons: 17
Coding region: 1-4659 (1552 amino acids)
Biological process (GO): mismatch repair; GPI anchor biosynthetic process
Cellular component (GO): membrane; endoplasmic reticulum
Molecular function (GO): ATP binding; mismatched DNA binding
Source: RefSeq, a predicted model, not a curated record
AUGUCCUCACGACCAGACCUCCGAGUCGACGACGAAGUCGGCUUCAUCCGCUUCUAUCGCUCCAUCACCAACAACAAUGACAACGAUAAUGGCAACAACAACAACGAGACAAUCCGAAUCUUCGACCGCGGAGACUGGUACUCCGCCCACGGCAGCGAAGCCGAAUUCAUCGCCCGCACGGUAUACAAAACGACCUCUGUGCUACGGAACCUGGGACGGAGCGAAACCGGCGGUCUACCGUCCGUGACCAUGAGCGUGACGGUGUUUCGCAACUUUCUGCGCGAGGCGUUAUUUCGACUCAAUAAGCGGGUGGAGAUCUGGGGAUCGAGUAGUGGGACGGGACGGGGUGGGCAGUGGAAGAUGGUCAAGCAGGCGAGUCCGGGGAAUUUGCAGGAUGUGGAGGAGGAACUGGGGAGUGUGGGGGGGUUGAGUUUGGAGGCGGGGGCGCCGAUUAUUCUGGCGGUGAAGAUUUCGGCGAAGGCGGGGGAGGCGAGGAGUGUGGGGUUGGGGGUGAGUGAGUUUUUGGAUAAUGAUGUGUAUUCGAAUCUGGAGUCGUUGGUCAUUCAGCUGGGAGUGAAGGAGUGUUUGGUGCAGAUGGAUGUGGGGAGGAAGGAUGUGGAGUUGGCCAAGGUGCGCAAUAUUGCGGAUAGUUGUGGGAUUGCGGUUUCCGAGAGACAGUCGGGGGAUUUUGGGGUUAGGGAUAUUGAGCAGGAUUUGACGAGGUUGUUGAGGGAUGAGAGGUCCGCCGGGACGUUGCCGCAGACGGAGUUGAAGUUGGCGAUGGGGGCGGCGGCGGCGUUGAUCAAGUAUCUUGGGUAUCAGCUGUAUCAGCAUGAUUUGUCGCAGUUCAUGAAGUUAGAUUCGUCGGCCCUGAGGGCGCUGAAUCUGAUGCCGGGUCCGCGGGACGGAUCGAAGACGAUGAGUCUCAGGCUGCUGGCACAGUGGUUGAAGCAGCCGCUGAUGGAUUUGGCGGAGAUUGAGAAAAGACAGCAGCUGGUCGAGGCUUUUGUGGUGGAUACGGAGCUCCGGCAGACGAUGCAGGAGGAGCAUCUGCGCUCCAUUCCGGACUUAUAUCGGCUGGCGAAGCGGUUCCAGAGAAAGCAGGCGACGCUGGAGGAUGUCGUCCGUGUGUAUCAGGUUGCCAUUCGCCUGCCGGGUUUCGUGGCGUCGCUGGAGAACGUGAUGGAUGAGCAGUAUCAGACGCCCCUGGAGCAGGAGUAUACGUCUAAGCUGCGCAGUCACUCGGAUAGCUUGGCGAAGCUGGAGGAGAUGGUCGAGACGACGGUGGAUCUUGAUGCGUUGGAGAACCACGAAUUCAUCAUCAAGCCGGAAUUUGAUGAGAGCUUGCGCGUCAUCCGCAAGAAGCUGGACAAGUUGCGCCAUGAUAUGGACACGGAACACCGCCGGGUUGGUCGGGACCUAGACCAGGAGGUGGACAAGAAGCUGUUCAUGGAGAACCACCGUGCCGGCUGCAUUCGCAACAAGAGAGAGUACCAGGAGUGCUCGACCCAGAAGAACGGCGUCUAUUUCACGACAUCGACAAUGCAGGCGCUUCGUCGCGAGCAUGAUCAGCUGUCGUCCAACUAUAACCGCACUCAGACGGGUCUGGUGAGCGAGGUGGUCAAUCUUGCCGGUGUUCUGGCUCAUCUGGAUGUGGUUGUGAGUUUUGCGCAUUCCGCCGUGCAUGCUCCUACGCCAUAUGUCCGUCCAAAGAUUCACCCACGGGGUACCGGAAAUACGAUCCUGAAGGAGGCGCGACACCCAUGUAUGGAGAUGCAGGACGACAUCUCCUUUAUCACCAACGAUGUGUCUCUUAUUCGGGAUGAUUCGUCUUUCCUGAUCAUCACUGGUCCCAACAUGGGUGGUAAAUCGACCUAUAUCCGGCAAAUUGGCGUCAUUGCGCUGAUGGCUCAGACGGGCUGCUUCGUGCCUUGCUCCGAGGCGGAACUGACGAUUUUCGACUGCAUUCUUGCCCGUGUCGGUGCGAGCGAUUCGCAGCUCAAGGGAGUGUCGACUUUCAUGGCCGAGAUGCUUGAAACCUCUAACAUCCUCAAGUCGGCAACGUCAGACACGUACGACGGCUUUGGUUUGGCAUGGGCUAUCUCGGAGCACAUCGUUACCGAGAUCCGCUCCCUGGCUGAUCGGUAUCCCAAAUCCGCCAAGAACCUCCAUGUGGUGGCCUUUAUCGGUGAUGGCACAAGCAAUGGAGCUGAAAGUAGAGACUCGAAGCGCAUCUGCGAUCAAUCUUUCGGUAUUCACGUCGCCGAAUUGGUCCGCUUCCCGGAGAAGGUGGUCAACAUGGCGCGGCAAAAGGCAGACGAGCUUGAAGACUUUACCUCUUCCGGAGCACAGGGACAAGAGUCGAACAUGUCGCUUGACAAGUACUCCCAAGAAGAAGUGGAAGAGGGCAGUGCUCUCCUUAAGGAGAUGUUGCUGAAGUGGAAGGAAGCGAUCGAAGCACCCGGAAAGGACCUCUCGGUUGAAGAGAAGCGUCAGAUCAUGCGCGAUCUUGUCAACAGUGAUCCGAAGUUGCAGGCCAACAAAGUGUUCCAGGGCAUUCAAGCCUUUUCGCUUGAUUCAUGCACCCCUUUUCCAUCCUCACUCUCGGAUGUCAAUAUGCUCAUGAGCGAUGGGUUGCUACGGGUAUUUUGGCCAUACGAUCUUCCUCGAUCGUCAUCGCCGGGGGUGAUUGUUGGAUGGCGGAACUCGGAGUUGGAUUUGUUCGUGCUGACAGUGCUGGAGGAUGUGGAGCCUCGAAAUGUCGACAACGCCUUACGGGCGGGGAUCCUCUUCCGCAACAGCCCCCAUCCUAUUGUGCGCAUAUUCGCUUUAUGUGGACGAUCAGCUAUGCAUGUUUUAGGCUCGACCAAUUCGCCAGAGCCGCCAACGGCUUUCAAUCCGUCGCAUCUCUAUGUCACCACAAACUCGUCGGGCAAGGUCCCUCGAAUCUACUGUCCGCCAGAAACGAAUCUUUCGGUCCAGGUCAUCAUGUUUCAUCGGCCUCAUCCGACUAGGAUGGAGUAUAUGUCUCUGGAGCCGAUUUCGCUGGCAUUGGGUGACAAAGUCUUUGCGGAAAAAUCCGAUGAUGUGUCUGAUCAGAUCAAUACCGAAGAGGAGCGGGGCAAGAGUCAGGCUGUAAAGCUGGUUGAAAAGCUGAAGCUUCACACGGUCGUCAAACACGUUCCCUCAUCGAAAGAACAAGCACUUCCCCUUAUUAUCAACCAGGUCAACUGUGCAUAUGAAAUGGGGAAGCUGAUGGAGAAGAAUAGCCACCUGGUAGGGAUCCGUGUCAAAAGAAGCAUGAGUGUUGGUGAACGGGUUGUAGAGUCCGCCACUACGUUGUGGGAUCUCGUCGUUCUCGGGGUUUCUUAUGUCUUUUGGCAAUGGAUCUGGCCUGUAAUUACCCGCAUAUUCAUCGUUGGGCUUGUUUUCCAUCGUACAAUUGCGGAGAUAGUCCUGCAAAUUCUGGAGUGGCGUGCCCGUCCGGAUGCUGCUGCGCUGAAAGACAUAUCUGCGACAGCUCAGCAGGUGGAUAUCCGACUCCAACAGUUCUGCUACUGGCCUAUUCAGUAUGUGAAACUACGUCAGAGGAAGGAUAACUGGGAGAGUGUGACUACUAGCCAUCCGGACUACAUUCGAUUCUAUAACAGCUUGUGGCUCGUCGCCAACGAUGUGAUUAUCGGCAUUGCAUUAGGGUCAUACAUCAUCGACAACGCCAACUGGGUGGCCUUUCAAAUCAAUUCUGUCUUGACGGGCUGGACUGUGGAAGGGUUGCAGCGUACCAUUUCCUGGCUGAUGGACUGGCCGGCUGGUUUGAAGCUCAACAACGAGCUUGCUGCAUUCCUGGGUGAUCUCUUCCUGUGGGUCAUAGAAAAUUGGGCAGUGCACAUUUACUCUUUCUACAUCGCAUCUGCACGGAUUUUCAACUGGCAACUUACUAUCAUCAUCUCUCUUUUCCAUCUUUUCCGCGGUAAGAAGCGAAAUGUGCUUCGCAACCGUAUAGACUCAUGCGAUUACGACCUUGACCAACUCCUUCUUGGAACCAUCUUGUUCACCGUUCUCUUCUUCCUCUUACCCACCGUUAUUGUCUUCUAUCUCGCCUUUGCGAGCGCGCGGAUGUUGAUCAUCUCGCUUAAAGCGGCGCUUGAUACGUGCCUAGCUUUCUUGAACCAUUUCCCGCUUUUUGCUCUAAUGCUGCGGGUGAAGGACUCACGGAGAUUACCAGGUGGAAUCCAUUUUGAGCUUCGUGAGGAGUACCAUAAAUGCCCAACAAGCAAGUCGAGCGUUAGUGUACCUUAUAUUCACCUCGAGUCCAUUCCUCUUACUCUUCGGGCCAUGUUCGAUCAAUACUUCCAACUGGGCCACCGUCUGCGCAAACACUACCUCGCUCCCCAGGUCAUCUUCUGCCUCGUGACUGGCCGCUUCGUACCUCCUAUCCACCGUCGCAACCUAUACGGUAUGCAGUACAGCAUGCUCCCCGCACGCCGGGCGACAAUGACCGAGGUGUGGUCAUUGUUAACACAGCCCCGCAAGACAAGCAGUGGCAGCAGCAGCAGCUCCUCAUCCAUGGGUGGCGGAAUCGGCACUGCAGCGAACGGGAUUCUCAAGGUUCCAGGGGCCUUCGGACAGGGUGACCUGAGACGGCGAGGCCAUCGAUAG